This is a messenger RNA of Equus quagga, 3090 nucleotides long. RefSeq names its product NOP2/Sun RNA methyltransferase 3 (gene NSUN3). Gene Ontology annotation, biological process: rRNA methylation. The record is from RefSeq and is a predicted model, not a curated record. The transcript is spliced from 6 exons. Gene Ontology annotation, molecular function: methyltransferase activity. Lineage: Eukaryota; Metazoa; Chordata; Mammalia; Perissodactyla; Equidae. The coding region runs from base 161 to 1279 and encodes 372 amino acids. Gene Ontology annotation, cellular component: mitochondrial large ribosomal subunit.
ACAGGUUCCGCCCUCGCCCCGGGAGUAGGCACCGCCUCCUCCAGCCGCCCGCCGAAAAAACUUCCCUCGUGCCUCUCGCGGGACCUACGCCUUUUUGGCGAGAUUUUGAUAACACAGGCAAAGCACUGUCCCGCGAGGUGUGGAACCGGAAACGUGAGGGAUGAGAGCGGAUUCCGGCGGAACCCGGAAGCCUCGCUGUUUUGUUUCCUGGAUCUUUCGUUGCCGGGCAGCGUGGAGCUGGCGUCUGGCGUGUCCUAGCGGGAUGGUGUUGACCCGGCUGACCGCGGCGCCGGAGCGCAGGCUGGCCCGGCGGGUGUGCGGAGUCGUGCUGGACCACUUCGACGCCCAGUACUCCAGCGAGCUCGGCGACGCCUGGGCCGCGGUCAGGGACGUACUAACAUCGCCCUGCUGCUGGCAGUAUGCUGUCCUUCUAAACCGAUUCAAUUAUCCUUUCAACCUGGAAGAGGCUUUACGUUUGAGGGGCUAUCGCACCGUCUUCCAAGGAUCUUUACCCCACUGUCCUAAAUCCAUGAAGUGUUACCUUAGCGCAACUGCGGGCAGGAUGCCUUCAGAAAGACACCAAGUUGGAAACCUAAAAAAAUACUAUCUCCUGAAUGCGGCCUCUCUCCUCCCAGUGCUGGCUCUGGAGUUGAGGGAUGGGGAGAAGGUUCUGGAUCUGUGUGCUGCUCCCGGGGGCAAGUCGAUCGCCCUGCUGCAGUGUGCGGACCCAGGUUAUCUUCAUUGCAACGAAUACGAUCAUUUGAGGUUGAAGUGGCUGAUGCAGACCUUGGAAUCUUUCAUCCCACAGCCUUUGGUGAAUGGGAUUAAAGUGUCUCAGUCGGACGGCAGAGACGUGGGGGACGCCCAGCCUGAAACUUUUGACAAGGUGCUGGUUGAUGCUCCGUGUUCAAACGAUCGGAGCUGGCUGUUCUCUCCUGAUGCUCAGAAGGCGGCCUGCAGGAUAAGCCAGAGGAGGAGUCUGCCUGUGCUGCAGAGAGGGCUUCUGUGGUCGGCAAUCAAGGCCCUGCGUCCUGGAGGCCUCCUCGUGUACUCUACCUGCACACUUUCCAGGGCAGAAAAUCAAGACGUGAUCAAUGAUGUGUUAAACACCCACAGCAACGUCAUCGCCGUGGACAUUACGGAAAUGGCAAGGACCUGCUCCCAGGAUUUCUCCUUUGCUCCCACUGGUCAGGAGUGUGGGCUCUUGGUGAUUCCAGAUAAGGGCAGAGCCUGGGGCCCGAUGUAUGUAGCCAAAUUGAAAAAAUCGUGGACUGCGUGAAAUUGGUGACUUGCAUUUUGUGGACCAUGUCAACGUAUUAUAUUUGUUUUUCUGAGCUCUGCUACAUGUUGACAUUUAAAUAAUUGUGGAGUUGCUUUCCCUGGGUCUGUUGGAAUCCUGUUUAGUUAAUGCCUUAGCAUCUCAGAGUCGAGGUUUGGGAAUUUUCCAGGUGUAUUUUUUUCCUAGAAAUACAUCUAUAGCAAUGAUUUAAGGUGGUACAGAUGGUGCUUGUUCUGUGUGAUAAUAAAUCUGCUGUCUUUUACUUGGCAUUUUCUAGUUAAAUUAAUCAGAAUAUGUAGUUUUAUGCAUAAAAUGUUUAGAAACACCUAUCCAUGACGUUGGCACUUUGAACCUUUAAAAGUGCAUGUUGCCGGCCUCUCCUUAUCAAAUAUACAGAUGAUUUCAGAGUUUUUCCCCCCUUUUCUGUAAGAACUGAUUGGUAUUCUGGAAGUAACUUCUUCCAGAAGCACUAUUUUUGGUUCUAGCAAAAUAGGUUUCUUAUUUGCCAAGUUGUUUUCUUUUAGGGACUGUCUUCUGUUUGCUUCAAAGGUCAGUGACAAUCGACACCAGCUUUAUGUCUCUGCUCUUUUUCGUAUUCACAAAUACAAAUUGAAAGGGUGAAUUAUGUCGACAGGCCUUAGAACAGCAGAUCCGCAUGUACAUGUCUGACUUCGACAUCCAGGUGGUGGGAGAAUGGAGUCUAUCCAGCAGGCGGUAGAGAACGCACUUGAAACAAACCCAGAAUGAUUAGUGACUACAGUGGCUGAACUGUGUUUGGAGUUUUGUGAGCAGUAGACUCUGACUGUCCUGCAGUUGCCGUCUGGGGGCUGUUUACUUCACUGCAUUGUGCAGUGUUGUGUGAGAGCACAAGGUCACGUUAAUGCAUGAGGGGGAGGCGCCUAGUGAGAGCCGUUACCAACACUCCGUGCAUGGACUACUGGCUCCCUGUUCACACAUAUCCUGGGAAGAUUGUGCGCGUUUCUGCGUGUGUGCUUGUGGUUUUAGCUUCAGGUUUGGAUCAUGUGUUUUCUCUAGACAUUGCUUCUCUCAGAGUCCAAACAAUUUUUUCCUAAUGUUAAGAAAAAUUAUGCAGCAUACUUCAAAAGAGUAUAUCUGUUGGAAAGUAGCUUUUUUAAGAAAAUACACCGACUAUAUAAAUAUGAAAUUCUGCUGAAGCUGAAUCCUUUUGAAUUGUUUAUUACAUUCUGUGCAUUUAAACUAGAGAGUGUUUGCUUAUGAACUUGUUUUUGUUUUGCAAGCAUAUGUGAGCAGGUUCCAAUAACUGGGAAGCAUAUGUGACCAGGUUCCAAUAACUGGGAACCGUAUGUGACCAGGUUCCAAUAACUGGAAAGUCCUAGGAAGAAUGUUUUUUCUGUACCUUCAUUCCAUUGAGCCUUUUUUUCCCUUUAUAUGUAACCAAUAUGUUUAAAGAAAAGCUGGAUCUCUUGGACUCAGUGACACAUACUGGGUUAAUAUGAAAGAUUAAUAAUAAUGGAAAAGAUUUAAUUUUUUUGGUUGGUGCUUAUUGGUUUAUUUCAACUUGAAAUCCUGUCUUCAGAUACUAUAGGUUUAAAAAGUGCAUUUAUUCUGUGUAAGUUAAGCACAAAGUAAAUUUUCGUGGUGCACUUUGUUGAAUGUCCUUAUUUUCUCACCAUGUGCCCUGAGCCUCAUCUGAACACUCUGUGGGCCACUGGUUACACCUUCCUGUGAUUGCUGAAAAGUGCAAAUAAAGAUAGAGCGAGCCCACUUUAUUAUUAACAAUAAUUUUAAUGAAAGAGCUGACAUUUAUUAAACAUAAAAUAUUUGAUCAA